AUGACUGCCACCAACUUACUAGGUUAUUGCGAGCCGAAUGGACACCAAAACAUGUUGCGAGCAGACGAAAGCUUCAAGGCAGGCGAUAAGAAAGCUCUCGACCGGUCAACCUCUCACGAAGACCUUCAAGUGUAUACUGUUGACGUGCCAUCUGCUUGA
Molecule: messenger RNA, 159 nt
Organism: Puccinia graminis f. sp. tritici CRL 75-36-700-3
Lineage: Eukaryota; Fungi; Basidiomycota; Pucciniomycetes; Pucciniales; Pucciniaceae
Exons: 1
Coding region: 1-159 (52 amino acids)
Source: RefSeq, a predicted model, not a curated record